Messenger RNA from Pseudomyrmex gracilis, 3215 nucleotides. Its product is annotated as solute carrier family 12 member 8. The transcript has 11 exons. Bases 470 to 2479 code for a protein of 669 amino acids. Gene Ontology annotation, cellular component: membrane. Gene Ontology annotation, molecular function: potassium:chloride symporter activity. The record is from RefSeq and is a predicted model, not a curated record. NCBI's taxonomy places the organism in Eukaryota, Metazoa, Arthropoda, Insecta, Hymenoptera, Formicidae. Gene Ontology annotation, biological process: potassium ion homeostasis; chloride transmembrane transport; chloride ion homeostasis.
UGAAGCGGUCCACUGAGUCACUUCGCACCAAUACCAAAAUCGGAACGACGAAACGUAAUCUGUUUGGAACUGACGCUCAACGUCAACGAGACGUGAGCGCGUAACAAACCAAAGCGAACAAGGAUUGUCACCUAUUGUUAUGACUGUCACGCGUCAUCUGGAGUUUAUUAUCUCUGUGCAAAAUUGUACAAAAUGCAAAUACAGUGUUGUGAUAAUACAAAGAAACCAGUGAUACACAUCCAUGAAAUGUUAUCACACGCUUUUGUGAUAUUGAAAUCGUUUUGUCAUUUCGUUCAUUUCGUAUUCUAACUUGCAUGUAUAAGGAAAUUUCAGAAAAAGAAACGCUGCAGAGAUAUAUUUUUUCUUUUGGAUUUAUAUCUGUGUAUCUUGAGCUCCUUAUACACAGAGGUAUAGGUUUGCUAAUUGACACAUCUUACCUCUGGCUGCAGAAAUAAAAACACGAGAACAAAUGGAGUCAAAGGAAGAAAAUAGACUUUCAAAUGGUGACGUUAGAGUACACACAAAUGUCAACUGGACCAAGUAUGGUUUGCAUGACCCAGAAGCACAAGAAAGUGCAAAAAGAGAUAAUGAGGGUAACAACAAUGCGCUUGAUCCUGAAAUGUACCCAGCUGGUGCAAAUGAGCUAUUUGCGCAAGAAUAUAGUGCAGAUCCCUGGUGGAAAUCAAAUUUUUUUAUUUCUCAACCUGUAUUAUUUGGUACCUGGGAUGGAGUGUUCACAUCUUGUCUUAUUAACAUAUUUGGAGUAAUUGUAUUUUUGAGAUCUGGAUGGAUUGUUGGGCAGGCAGGUGUUUUGAAUGCUGUAUUAAUUAUAUUAUGUACAGUAUGCAUCGCAUUAGUGGCGGUAUUAUCAGCUGUAGGUAUAUGUGAGCGAUGUAGAGUUGAAAGUGGAGGAGUUUACUUUCUGUUGUCACAUGUAUUGGGUUCCAGAUUUGGUGGCUCCAUCGGACUGCUUUAUUGCUUUGGACAGGCGGUGGGUUGUGCUCUAAACGUUUUAGGUUUUGGCGAAUCAAUGGCCGGUCUUGUAGGUUUAGAAUCAGCAUGGGCACAGCGCGGAUUUGCAUGCGCAGCAGUUGUGUUAUUAUCCAUAAUUAAUGUUGCCGGUGUUAAGUGGGUUGUAAAGUUGCAAUUUGUUCUUCUCCUUGUUAUACUUCUUGCUGGAGUCGAUUUCAUGGUUGGAAGUUUUAUUCAUACCGAUAUUGCGGCUGGUUUUGAAGGCUGGUUAUCUGGAAAUUUGAGAAACAACACCUUUCCCGAUUAUCAGGACGGAUACAGUUGGUUUACCGUGUUCGGUGUGUUCUUUCCGACAGUCACCGGUGUCUUGGCUGGAAUUAACAUGAGCGGUGAUUUGAGACAUCCAUCCAGUGAUAUUCCCAAUGGUACUCUAGCGGCAUUGGGAACUGGAACAUUUCUGUAUCUGUGCUUUUCUCUGACUCUUGCGGCAACUUGUGUCAGAAACGCAUUACUCAACAACUUUACCAUAGCGUCGACAGUAUCGGCAAUCUCGGUUUUGCUACUCGCUGGUCUUUACGUAUCAUCCUUCAGCAGUUGUUUGGGCGCUAUGUACGGCACGCCUCGCGUUCUUCAAUCUAUCGCCAGUCAAAAUGUUAUACCGGGAAUGAGUUGUUUGCAAAGAGGGAGAGGACCGAAUAAGGUACCUAUAUACGCUAUGUUAGUUGUCGCUGUGGUGACGUUGACUUUUAUUAUAACCGGUCAAAUUAAUACGCUCGCACCAAUCGUAACAAUGCCUUUUCUCUUGACGUACGCCUGCUUGGAUUACGCAUAUUUUGCUCUCGCCCAAACGUUCGAUAUUCGGCAUACGCGCGAACAGAGAUUUCGCACACAGUCACCGACAUUCGAUCGUAAUUACGGUUCUGCAAGUAGAAACAGUUCAAUAACCGACACGGAUAAUGAUUUGGAUAACUUGUUUCCCGAGAGAAUAAGGCACAAAAAUCUUGUGAGAAACAAUAGCAUCUCGGAUAAUAACAUUUACGUGGAUUCGUCGCCGAGCAUCGAGGAUAACGUCAGUAUAACAAGUACGUCAGAACGAAAAGUUUACAUACACAAUAAAUUGGGAAAUUGGUACAGUCCUUUGUGCAACAGAUGGCUUUCAUUGUUGGGUUGUCUAGUAAAAUUGCUUAUAAUGUUUCUCGUACAUUGGGGAUACGCUCUUGCCAAUAUCGUUGUCGUGUUUCUCGUUUGGAGUUACGUUGGUCACGCCAAUCCUGCUGUUAAACCUGGAGUUUCGGCAGAAUUUCGAUUUUUCAAAUGGCUUCGGAUUGCAACGCUUCGACUCAUGGGGAAAAAAGUUCAUGAUUACGAACAGAUUGUAGUGACUCCAAUACCUCCGGGUGUUGAAACGUGCUCGGCUCAACUGAACGAGGAAAAUGAAGAUUUUUCGGGAAGAAGAAGAUAUCAUCAAACCGCCACAGUUACAGGUCAAUAUGUUAACGUCGAUUAGGUAUAUAUAGAUCUACUCGAAAUUUAUAAAUUUCGUGUUAGAAAGAUCAUGUACACUUUUCAUAAAAAAAAAAUUCUUUAAAUGCAUUCUCUAGCGAGAGUAAAUUACGCGAACAUACUAAUGUGUGCUUAGAAUUUAACAUGAUGUUUUUUAACGAUAUGUGAUAAGAGAAGCAGCUUUUUAUCGGCAGUAAUUUUUAUCGGCAACUAUUUUCGGCUUCGGUUUUUAACAAUGUCAAUCGCGCAAAUAGCUGAUCCACAAUAAAACUUAUUUAAUUCGCAUUUGCAGAAUAUAACAGUAGAUCAAAUAUGAAAUUGAUUGAAUGAAACGUACAAAGAACUGAUGUAACGUUAGUGCUAGACUUUUAUAAAACAUUUUACUUGUGAUUGCCAUCCAGCUGAAAUUACUAUCAAUAUUCAUUGUGUUUUUUCUUUCGAUAGUCAUUCAAACAGUUGAUAUAAAAAUCUAGAUAGAAUAAAUUCUCUAAAACUUUUUUAAUCGGAGAGAGUAUACUUGGAAAUAAUUUAUCAAUGAUAAUUAAUCACAGAAUCAUAAGGUAAUCAUGUGAUAAUGGCAAUCACACACUAGUUCGUAAGAGAAUAUUCUGUAAAUAUAUCUAAUACAUAUAUUUAUAUAAUAUUUAUAUAAUAAUUUUAUAUAUAUAUAUAUACACUUCGAACAAAUGUGCACGAACAAAUUUGUAAUUGCAGAAAAGAAUAUACAUAUAUGUGUGAAA